UUUUCAUAUCCUGCGGGCCAUGAAACCACCCAGGCCACCCCUCAGUGUCAGUCACAAGGUUGUCCCAACCCAAUAGCUCAUUCCCAGCCCCACCCAACACACACACACACACACAAACUGGAUCAUUCCAAGUUCACCUCCCCUUUCCUUACAAGCUCACUCCCAACUCUCCACCUCACUUCUUCGUCCCGUGGCCGCUUCCACUCGAGUGGAUUCAUGCUUGGCCCUUGCCCUCCUCGCCCACCAUGCAGAACAACCAUGCCAAAGAACACCUCUACAAAAUCUUGGUUAUAGGAGACCUGGGCGUGGGCAAGACCAGCAUCAUCAAGCGCUAUGUACACCACAACUUUAGCCCAAACUACAGAGCCACCAUCGGUGUAGACUUUGCCCUCAAAGUGCUCAACUUGGACCAGGAGACUGUGCGCCUCCAGCUGUGGGAUAUCGCAGGUCAAGAGAGAUUUGGCAACAUGACCCGCGUAUAUUACCGCGAGGCAAUGGGCGCCUUCAUUGUGUUUGACGUGACGAGGCCCGCCUCCUUCGAGGCAGUCACCAAAUGGAAGGAGGACUUAGACUCCAAAGUGACACUGGCCAAUGGGAACCAUGUGGCCACGGUGCUCCUGGCAAACAAAUGUGACCAGGGACGGGAUGUACUCACCAAUAAUGGAAUAAAGAUGGAGCAGUUCUGCCAGGAGAAUGGCUUUGUGGGAUGGUUUGAGACAUCUGCUAAGGAAAACAUCAACAUUGACGAGGCGGCUAACUGCUUGGUGAAACACAUCAUUACCAGUGAGAACGACAUGCUCCAGUCGGAGGUCCACGACACCAUCACCCCCCAAUUAGAGACGGACAAAGGCGGGACAUGCACCUCCUGCUUUAGAUCGCAGUAAUGGCUCUCGACGCGUGGGCGUCCUUGUGUAUGUCAUUCCGCGCAAAGUUGGACCGUGCGCAGAGGUAGAGCUUGUUGAUUUUUAGAGAGGAUGUUUUUCUCCUCCGACGGUUCAUUUUGGCUCGAGGAAGGCAAGAGCCGAAGGAAUGAGCGGACAGAAGAAAAGGUUGAGAACAAUAGACGAGGAUGCGUGUUCCUGUCAAAAACAAGGUCCCCCGCAUCUUUAGCACUCCAACUUCUGUAACCAUGGAGAUGCGAUUAGUCUAUGAACAUGUUCAGAGGUGGAAUAUCUCUGUUCAAGGUUCAGAUCUUCAAUACAUGUUGGCUGUCACCCCUUAUGACCUUUGCAUCGCAGUCUCUCGCCCACUCUUUGGUUUGCUUCACUCAUUU
Molecule: messenger RNA, 1273 nt
Organism: Hippocampus comes (tiger tail seahorse)
Lineage: Eukaryota; Metazoa; Chordata; Actinopteri; Syngnathiformes; Syngnathidae
Gene: rab38a
Product: RAB38a, member RAS oncogene family
Exons: 3
Coding region: 246-884 (212 amino acids)
Biological process (GO): endosome to lysosome transport; phagosome-lysosome fusion
Cellular component (GO): lysosome; trans-Golgi network; phagocytic vesicle
Molecular function (GO): GTP binding; GTPase activity
Source: RefSeq, a predicted model, not a curated record